Messenger RNA from Phytomonas sp. EM1, 670 nucleotides. Lineage: Eukaryota; Euglenozoa; Kinetoplastea; Trypanosomatida; Trypanosomatidae. The record is from the annotation of a GenBank genome assembly.
GUGUUUUGGUGUAUUUUGAAAGGAUUUGGAUAAAGCUACGUCACAUAGAAGAUAAAUAUUAAAGACAAUACGAGUAAUAAAUAUUAAUCGAUAAAAGAUGAGCACAAAUCCUAUCAUUUUGGAGGAGACUUUUACAGUAACCGGAUUUAACACUGAAGGAAGUGUGUAUCUACGUGUUUCGCGCAUCCAAUGCACAAAUGAAACUGGCACACUCACUAUAACGUCCGAUGUAAACACUGAAGAGUUUCCUAUAUCACUUAAUGAGCGUCUUAGCAUUGUGCUAGCCAACUCAUUGGAGCUUUCUGGUGUAACCGCCAAAAAACAUUAUGAUCACAGUAUUUACCACCGCGAAACUCGGUUGAAUGAUUGCGACUAUGCCAUGCACGGCCGCGUAUAUGCCUUGGAAGUUGAUGAAAGCACUUUGGAUGUAAAGGUGCAUAUUAGCUGCGGUGGGCUGCUAACACGGAUUGUUGGAAAACUUCAGAGCUUGCGCGAUAUUCAUUACAACAGCGACAUAUACAUUUUGGUGAAGCGUGUUGGCCGAUAAAAUAAUUUGAAUUACGCUAACUCUGCGAGUAAGCAGAACGUGGUAUAAGCUGUUUGUUCUGAACUGUUUGUGAAUAUUCCUUUCCGAAUGAUGCACUUCAUUGGCAUCAUUAUUCAUUGCUUU